AUGCAAGGCAGCAGUUGGACUCGGUGGACGUACCCCUUCGAUCACGAAAAUUCGAAGAAGUGCAGGAAGUAUUGGACAGCGGUGCCACCGCGGAUCUCGAAGCAUCGCUCGUGGGCCUAG
This is a messenger RNA of Ectocarpus siliculosus, 120 nucleotides long. The record is from the annotation of a GenBank genome assembly. Lineage: Eukaryota; Phaeophyceae; Ectocarpales; Ectocarpaceae.